AUGAGGGAGAAGGAGAAGAGAAUGCGUCUCCUCGAGGAAGAGCUGAGGAGGGAAGAGGAGGAGGAGGAGAGGAAGCUGAAGGAGGAGAGCGAGGAAAGACUGAGGGCUCUGCGACGGCGUCUAUUGGAUAAGAGGAGCAACGAAGAGGCUAGGCUGAAUGAGGAGUCCGAUAGGACAUUGAAGGAACUUAGAGAGUCUGUCCAGGAGGAGAGAGAGAGGCAGCGACACAAACUCAGGGAGGAGAGCGAAGUCACGCUGAAGGAGCUACGCAUCACUCUAGAGAAAGAACGAGCAGCGGAACGGGACAGACUGGAGGCCCAGAAGAAGCAGGACACUGAGCGACUGAAGGCAGAGUCGGAAGAGGAGCUUCGAGCGGAGAAGAGGAGGCUGCAGGGAGAGAGGGAGGAGAAAUUGAGUUCUCUCAAACAGGAGGUCAAAAUCACAGAGAGGAGGAGGGAGCUCCUGAGCCCCCGACCUGAACAGCAGCUGGCAGAGUACCACCGAGAGCUGGCCGAUGUUCUCCAGGAGGUGCGGGAGGAAGUGCAGCGUGAUCACGAGAGGAAGUUGGAGCAGCUGAGGGAGGACCACAGGAGAGAGAUGAACAACAUCAGAGAGAAGUACUUGGAUGAGGAGACUGCCCAGAGGGAGCGCCUGCUAUCCACUCUGCAGGAGGACAGGGAGCGUCUCCAGGCCUCGCACGCCACCCAACUGGAGAAACUCUGCCUGCAGCUCGAGACACAGAUGCAAAAGACACAGCUGACACACUCGCGCAAGGAGUCAGAGCUGCAGGAACUGGCAGAUCAGAUUGAGCUGAGAGCCAAAGAGCUGAAGAGCCAAGAGGCCAUGCUGCAGAACAAGGCGGCAGAUCUUAAGAGGAGGAGGAAGAAGCUCGGGGAGGAAGAGGACGAAGUGGACAGACAGAUAGACACCUUAUCCCGGCUGAGCCAGGAGAGAGACCAGCUGAAGGAGGAGCUGGAGAGGAUGAGAGAGGAGAAACACCAAGCCAGAGAAGUCAUCCAGAGAGUGAGGGAGGAGAGGAAUCAGGUUAAAGAGGAGGAGGAGAGGCUGAGGGAGGAGAGAGACAAAGCCAGGGACGAGUGCAGGAGGUCCACAGUGGACAAGGAACGACUGGAGGGCAAGGUGGCACUACUGCAGGAGAGAUGUGACCGCCUAAGUAGCAGAGUCAGUGAGAUGAAACAAGACGAAGGAGCGAGCGCCUCACUCAGACCUGAACCUAAGCAGGACAAAAAGAAGGCAGAGAAAGCAGAGGUGACAGCGCCCUCCAGUGACAGGAGAGACUCAUCGCUACAUGUAGAAGACCUGGACGACUCGCCACUCUCACCUGUACCCGACAGCCAAAGCAGCAUGGAUGAGUUCAGACGCUACAUCUCCUCACAUGGUGCAUCCAUCCAAAAAACCAAACUCUUUCUGGAACGGGAGACCAGCCGGCUGCUGGAGAGACAGGCGGCUCUGCGGGCCGCCCAGUCCACCUCCUCUCAGGACCCCGACCAGGAAGGAGGGGUGACUGAGGAGAUGAUAAGAAAUCUACAGCAGGAGGCCAGAAAUGUGGUGGAGCUACAGCGGACAGUUCAGAGAGGAAACAGCCUCCUUCGGAGGAAAGAGGAGCAACUCCAGCAGCUGGAGAGCUCUAUAGCUGAAGAGCCGCUGUUUGAGGAUCUGUCUCGACUGGCAGGAGAAAGGAAGGUGACCUUUGAUGUGACCGAAUCUGACCUCAGCAGCACCGUGGACCCGCCGGAUGGGACAGGAGGUCAUCCCACUGUCCCAGACAAAGUCCAGGAGCUAGCAGAGUCCCUACAACAGAUCUCAGGCCAGCUCAACACCGUCCUGAGUGCGUUGGGUUCACUAGCCCAGAGGCAGAGCGCCUCACCCUAUACAACCUUACCUCUGCCUCUGUCUCAACCUCACUCCACCUCAGCUUCCACCUCCACCUCUGCCCCAGGCAUGCCCCAAAUGCACACCCUGGGCUCCAGCUCCUUAGCCCCACCUCCUCCAGUGAGGCUCUCAGAGCCAUCCUGGAACUGGGUGCCCCAGGGCUCCUCCACAGGCACCCCUCUAUUCAGUACCCCCAUCAGCAGUGGUCUGAGGGCCUCUGAGGACCUCAUCAACAGCCGAUGGAGCCAGAUAUUUCCCAGAGCAGCUAUGGAUCCAAUCACCUCCAGCACCAUGAGGCCAACCUCAGCUUACUCAUCAUACACGCCUGCUAGUGAACAUGCUCGUAGCCUACGCUCCAUGCAGAAGUCGGUGGAGGUCGAUGGCCAGAGGCUGCAGGGGCUGAUUGACGGCAACAAGAGAUGGCUGGAGAUGCGCAAGAAAGACAGCAGCGUACCUUUGUUCACACGCUAUCAGGCUCCAUCAACCAAGAGCGGCCUGGUCCAAUUGGGCUUGGACGAUAACAACCAGAUUAGAGUCUAUCAUUACUGAGGACACGUUGCCUAGUUCAGUCCCGUUGCACUGUGAGCGUCACUGGGGACUUUGGAUUUUCAUUGAUGACUGUGACUGGAGGUUACAGGAGUCCUGUGCCCUCCUUUGAUUUAUUCCCUUUUUUCAAACUGUCAGUGCAAUUCUUAUCAGACAAAGUCCGAAUUCCUCUGCUGCGAUUGGCAAUUCAGGGAGAGACACAUCACAGAGGGCUGAGGACUUUUACCCUCCAAUAUGAGAUACGGCUGUGAGCAACAACAUUUAAAAAAAAAAAAAAAAAA
Larimichthys crocea (large yellow croaker) is the source of this 2720-nucleotide messenger RNA. RefSeq names its product centrosomal protein of 164 kDa. The transcript is spliced from 17 exons. Gene Ontology annotation, biological process: cilium assembly. NCBI's taxonomy places the organism in Eukaryota, Metazoa, Chordata, Actinopteri, Sciaenidae. Bases 1 to 2442 code for a protein of 813 amino acids. Gene Ontology annotation, cellular component: centrosome; ciliary transition fiber; centriole. The record is from RefSeq and is a predicted model, not a curated record.